Messenger RNA from Symbiodinium sp. CCMP2592, 4890 nucleotides. Lineage: Eukaryota; Dinophyceae; Suessiales; Symbiodiniaceae. The record is from the annotation of a GenBank genome assembly.
AUGCAAGCUCAUGAGCUCAGAGCCCAGUAUCGGCCCAACCGCGGACAGCAUGAACAGAGGCCCCUCAUUGAUUUCGGCACUCGUUCCCAGGCUUCAGCUACGAUCACGGUGAUAACCUGGAACUGCGGAGGGUUCUCGACCUUAAAGGACGAAUUCUACACGUGGUUGCGCGGUUGUGAUUGCGAUGUUGUCUGCCUACAAGAGACAUGGAUGAAGGAGUGUUCGGAGUUCUUUGCGGGGGACUGGCUUUGCGUUCAGAGCGGCAUGAAAGCAACGAGCUCGCGGGCGCAGGCUGGGGUUAUGAUCAUGCUGAGACGGUCGGUCUUUGAUAAUGGUUCGGUGCGCUACUCCCACGUGAUGGAAGGACGACUUCUCCACGUACGGGCACAACAUAAGCAUGGAUGGGUGGACGUGGUAGGUGCCUAUCUGCAUGCAUGGGGUGGCUGGAGCAAUGAAGCGGACAUCUUAGCCAAACGAUCGAAGGUGUGGGCAGCGCUUCGCCAAACCUUGGGGCAGCUGCCCCGAGGCAAUCAACUUGUGGUAUGUGGAGAUUUUAAUACCGUGGUGCAGCCUAAAGCCCCGUUCUUUGGCACAGGUAUGAGUUCGAACAACCCGACCCCGUCGGCGGAUGCACAGGACUUCGAGGCCAUCCUCCACGACUUCGGCUUGCAGGCAGUGAACACCUUCGGUAAGCAGGGUAGCUACACACACAUACUUGAACAUCACUCGCAGAAAACCCGCUCCUUCCUGGACUACGUGCUGGUGCGACGCAAAGGUCCUACGCUCAGCUCAUCGGCGCGUAUGCUCGUGACCUUUCCGGUGGCUCGCUGGAGAGGUGGUGGCAGGCAUCUACCCGUGCUUGUAACAGUGCGUUUCCGCCGAUUCCAAUUCGCUCGGCCGCGACCCCAGCCCGCUUGGCCGCAGUGGAAGUGUAAGCUCCUAGCCGACAGGAUCGCAGCAGAUGGGCCAGAUGUUCAGGACUUCAAGGCACAAGUCUCCAGGGAGCUCCAAGCUAUGCAUGACUUCUGCCCUGAUCGUGUGAAUCAAGUUCUCAUGAAGGCGAGCAGGGAUCAUUUCCACAUUGUGAGACCGAGUGGGCUACACCCACCAUGGCAAGAUGCACAGCAUGAAGGGUCCAUCAGGGAAAUGUGGUUGCAGUACAGGUUGGCCCGACAACAAUUUCAGAAAUGUGCUUCAGGUCUUCGAGCUUGCUUUCGGGCUUGGCGGUGCAGAGCCCGGUUUCACCAGCUGCACCAAAUCGUACGUCGCAACAGCCGGCUCCUUCGCAGACAUCGCUUUGAUGAACUUCUACGGCAUGCGGAGGCACAGGAUCACCAUGGACGUAUCGAUCAUCUCUUCUUUCUGCUGCGCAGGCACGUGCCCAAGCAACCGAAGGCCAGGGCUCAGCUUCGUUCGAGUACGGGGGCGAUUCUUAUGCCUCAGGCCGAAGUCCAGGCACUCGCAUCGUACUGGAAAGAGGUCACAACGGCCGAAGACCCAGUGCAGGCACCGUCUGCCACGACGUUUGACCUCGAAAUGGAUGCUGUGCAACAGGCCCUUGAAAGCCUGCCAUCGAACAAAGCUGCACCGGCACAUUACGCACCUCAUGCACUUUGGAGCUGUGUCGCAGAGCCGGUGUCGCAGGUCCUGGAACGAGGACUUCUUCAGGAAUGGCGCUCUAGCGGCGCUCACAUACCCACUGCCUGGGCCGAUGCCUGGCUCACCUUUCUGCAGAAGGCCAACAAGGCGGUAUCGGGAAUACUCCGAAAGCAGCUCGACACCUACAUCUUGCCCCACAUGGAAGCUCGUCAUCAAUAUGGCUUUCUACCUGGUAGAUCGGUGCAACAAGCUCUUGGACACGCCUUUAUCCACUGCAAGUCUGUGCGCUCGCUCAGCCAGGCACAGAACAGAUCCCUCUACGACAAGUUUGCCGGUCACCAGGCAAAGGGAUGUGCUGGCGGCAUGUUGCUGAGCAUCGACCUGACGCAGGCCUUCGACAGAGUGGGCCGGGACCUCCUUGAGCAGGCUCUGAUUCACAUUGGUGUCCCCCUCAGUCUUCGCUCCCUUUUGCUACGAUGGGUUCACUCCGUUCGCUAUGUAGUGCAGAAAGAAGGCCACGCGCAAACGUUCCCGACUUCCCGGGGGAUCCGUCAGGGGUGCCGGCUAUCACCUUCGUUAUGGAACUGUGUGGUUGUUUACCUCACUCAUCUUUUGGAGCAGCAGCUUGGGGUUGAUUGGUGCAGGCAGCGCUUGAUUGGAUAUGCCGAUGACAACUUGUUCAAGUGGACGUUCCACUCUCGAGAGGAUGUGGCAGCCGCGAUCUCAGAAGCCACGGCCAUCAUCAACCUGUUGGAACAACAAGGCCUCACGGUGAGUAAGGACAAAACAGCUAUUCUCCUCAAAUUGGCGGGCCCUCAAGCCGAGGCCUAUCGUCGGAAGAUCGUUGUAAAGCAUGAGGGCAAGCACCAUCUUCGGCUGAACCAGGACCUCACUUUACCCGUCAAGGCCCAGCACACAUAUCUUGGAGCCAUCAUCUCCUUUGGUCGGUUCGAAGAACUUAAUGCCACGCACCGUUGCCAGGCAGGGAUUGCCACUUACAACUGGCUUCGCCAGCAUCUUCACUCUAAACGCACGUGGCCAGUGGCGAAACGGCUGAGACUCUGGAAGGCCUAUGUGCUACCCACGGUCUUCUACUCGCUAACUGCCUCGGGACUCACUGAGUCAUGCAUUAGGGUUGCACUCCUCAGGCAACUUCGGGCCAUAGCUGGACGGCCACGGCAUUUGACACUGGAGUCUGACGCUCAAUUCCUGCUCAACCUGGGAAUGCCAACUCCUCUGCAGCUUCUCAUCGACAGGCAACGGAACGCUUUGGACCGAACGGAGCAGCUUCGCGCCAAGCUUUCCCCCGGUGACUUCAGGCUCGAUGCCGCGCUGCUGGCCCAUGAAACUGAGGUGUUACACGGCUUACAGGAACUGGCGGCUGACUCCUCCAAAACGGGGGCCACCGAUGAUUUGCCCUGUCCUGAUUGUGGCGAACGCUUCCCCACGGCAGCGUCACUCCGUCAACAUCGUGCCAAGGUCCAUCGCAGUGGCGAGAACAAGGCCAAGGGUGAGCGCUUCGAUCGUCUACUUCAUGGUAAGGACGGCCUCCCACAGUGCAUCAAUUGCGGGCACAAGUUCGGCACAUGGGAGGAAUUACAGCGACAUGUGCAGCUUGGACGAUGCCAAGCCCCCGAGCGCGCUGGCUAUGAUGACGUCCACCCCCCACUGCUUGCCAAGGUCCUUGCUGAUGAAAUUGUGUUUCCCGAGGUCAUGCUCAACCCCCCGAAUGACGACCUCAAAAAGGAGCUCCUCGAGCGGUGUACGUUGUGCAGGCAAUGGUUGCCCAAUGAGAAUUAUAUGAAGGUCCACUACGGCCGCGUCCACAAGGACGAAUGGAAGGCGCACAGUUCUCGUUUGCGAGUGUGGUGCACCAACAACUUUGCCCCCAUCAAAGGGACAUGUCAGUGGUGCGGACACAAGGCCCAACCAGGCAGGGAUCAUCGUGCCACAUGCCCGGUCUUGUUUCAGUUGGCAAUGUCAUGGUUCGUUAAUGGAGGUCCCAAGGAUGCCGCUGACAUGACGGCGCCGAGCGAUGAGCCUUAUCCUUCAGCUGAGGAGGUAAAACCACUGCUCGGUACAUGUCAGAUCUGUCGUGCAGACCUUUCCAAACAGCGUUACAAAACGCACAUGCAACGCCAGCACAGUGAGCUUUGGCGUGACAUGCAGCCUAAAGUGCAACUUCUUUGUGCAGCGUGGGUGGGCUCAGUUUCGACUCCUUGCUCUCUGUGCGGGGCCAAAUCCAGCAAGAAGGCCGAGCACGUGCACACAUGUGUUCCUCUACUGCAGCAUGCACUCCAAAUCUGCAUGAGGCAUGACAUACGAUGCGGAGAUUCAGGAUGUGUUCGCCAACUGCCUGCCGGCAUUGGCGAACCUCAAGGCGGGAUCUCUCGAGGAAGUGGCCUCGACAUGCCCAACCGGGGCAAACGUUCGAGGCAAGAGCCGAUGGGAGACAAGACGCUCCCCAGAUCACAGUUGGGCAAGGGCAAAGGGGGCCAACGGGGCAGCGAUGCAAAGAACAGGGGAAGCUGGAACAAUUGGGAGCGCGACGACUGGGAUUACCACAGUUGGCGGCCGCAGCACCGUGCGGAUCUCGAGAAGCUGAUGGAAGCUUUGUGUCGGCUGACCCUGAAGCAAGAGGAAGAGUUGCAGCUUCUUCGAACGGAGAAGCAAUUCCUGCUGCGUCUGGAGUCUGGCCCUCAGGGAAUGCUCUCCCCCUUGUGGAAGGUGGCUCAAGUGUGGAAAGCAGGCAAAGACAAAACUCCACCAACCGUGACCAGCUCGUUACGUGUGGCCUUGAUCAAGAGCGUCCUCGCGGAGUGGAUGGCGAGGCUGGACAUCAUGACCAAGGAUACGGAGACGGUCAAGAAGAUGGAGGCACAGGGAUGGGUGAAAGUGCAGGGCGUAGACGAGCUGCACUGGAACUUUCAGCAAUGGAACCAGCAAACCCGACAGCUGGAGCUGGAUCCGAGCAAACCACCCGUGGGCCACUCAACGAUAUUGCGGGCCGCGACCAACCUCCAGGCGUUGGUGAAUUCCGAGACCGAACGGCUCAUUCACCGAUUUCACUCCACCCGAAAGCUCACCGAAUCGGUCAUGGGCGACACGAUGCCUUUCAUCCUGUCGGUGGCGAUGAGAGGAACCAAGGCACAACAAGCCCACGACAUCCUGAGCGACCUGACGGGCAGUGCAGCUUUGAGAACCGUGGGAGUGCGCAUUCGGGGCGAGCGGGUGAACCUACAGCCAUUGGCACAGCAGAUUGCCAAAAUGGCGGCCGCGCUACGCCGCUGA